Messenger RNA from Rhododendron vialii, 1966 nucleotides. RefSeq lists its product as uncharacterized. The transcript has 2 exons. Gene Ontology annotation, biological process: regulation of DNA-templated transcription; chloroplast organization. Gene Ontology annotation, molecular function: double-stranded DNA binding. Lineage: Eukaryota; Viridiplantae; Streptophyta; Magnoliopsida; Ericales; Ericaceae. Gene Ontology annotation, cellular component: chloroplast. The coding region runs from base 68 to 1219 and encodes 383 amino acids. The record is from RefSeq and is a predicted model, not a curated record.
AAGAAAGAACUUCAAAAACCCUUAUCCCUUCUUUCCUCUAUGUGUAAACAACCGAGAGCCCAGAAAGAUGCAAACCCAGAUCGCAUACUUUUUUCUCUCACCUUUCCCUUCUCUCUCUAAAACCAACGACAAAAACACACCCUUCCUCUGUUCCUUCUCUUCUGUAUCCUCUCUCCCUCACACACACCCCACAAACAAGAACCUUUCCCUCUCCAAUUUCCUCAUCGAAACCUUGGCAAUCUCUGAACCACAAGCCAUUUCCAUCUCCAACCGCUUCCCAUGGAGAAAAUCCAUGGAUAACCCACAGUCCGUGGUUCACGUUUUCAAACAACUCGGCUUCUCCGACUCCCACAUUCGAUCCUCCAUUCAGCUCAGGCCCGAGAUCCUCUUCUCCAACGUAGACAAGAUUUUGAAGCCCAAACUGCAGUUUUUUCAGGACCUGGGUUUCACUGGUCCUGAUCUGGGUAACUUCAUUUCAACCCAUCCUCGUGUUUUGUUUUACAGUUUGGAGAGAAAUUUGAUACCCUGCGUUGAUAUAGUCAAGAAAACACUCGGAAAUGAUAAAAACAAUCAGGAUUUGAUCCGGGUUUUCCAGUGUACCUAUUCGGACCCCUCUGUAUCGAGAUUGAAAUGCAACAUUGCCUUCUUGGAGAGCUGCGGCAUUGUUGGGCCCCACCUCUCGAUGCUGUUGAAGAGGGCACCUUGGCUUUUCUUCAUUUCAGUGACGGCUCUUAGAGACCAAGUUUCGCGAGUUUUAGAUAUGGGUUUUUCUGUUGAUUCGAGGAUGUUUGUUCCUGCUGUGCUCACGGUGGGUGGCAUGACUCGUGAGUCUUUUAGUAGGAAGAUUGAAUUGUUGAGGAGUUUUGGGUUCUCAAUGGAUGAAUGUAUGGAUAUGUUUAGGAGGGCUCCGACUUUUCUUAGGCCUUCCGUAGAUAAGUUGAAGUUUAAGAUUGAUUUCUUCUUGAAUGAUUUGGAGUUGGACAGGUGUGCGUUAGUUAGUUGGCCUAAUUGUUUGACGUACAGCAUCGAGAACAGAGUAAUCCCUCGUUAUAGAGUUUUACGGGUUAUCAUGUCCAAGGGGCUGUUACAGAAAGAACCUAGUUUAAAUUAUGUAUUGACUUCGUCGGAAGAGAAGUUUCUGGGAAAAUUAAUAUCAAGGUUUCCGGAUGAUGCGGAGGAAAUUUUGGAGAUUUACAAUGGCGACCUUUUGGAUUCUUGACUCUUCAAUGGAAUAAAAAUUGGGAGCCCUUCGUUCAUUGCUGUUUUUGGCUGUUUGUGGCAAGAAACCUCCCUAUGGAAGAGCCAUGGAAGCUAUGGAACCAAAAGAGGAAUUAGACUUGUUUUAUCCCAUGCUCGGAAAGGCUUUCUUGAAUUUGGGUGGUAAAAGUUUGUUUAGAAGUGAAAACUUCUUGCACUAUGGUAUUACGUGUUGUAGCGGGGUUUGCUGUAACCUGAUAACGUGGUUUAAGAACUCUAAGUCUCUAAGCUUCUAGGAUGGACUAUGUUGAACCAUUUGGGAAGGAGAGACCUAUGAAGGAUGACUGCUUCAUAUAGUUUCUGAAGAAGAUAUCUAUUACAGAUGCAGAAAGUCUACAACAAUAAAUGUUUGUUUAAUUCAGGAAUGAGACAGGUGAAGGGUGACUGAUUGGAUACGUAAUUUGCUGAUGAUGUGGUCUCAAUUUCAAGAAGAAGAUUAUCGACAGCUAGUGGUGCCUAUUUUGUUUGAGUAAAAGGAUUAGAAUGGGUAUGAAAGGUACCUACUAGCUAGUUACACUUUUUUGUCAUUUUGUAAAUAUUUUGUUUGGCAACGUUGUUUUAAUUUGUUUUGUCAUUUGGAUACAUUAAUCCGGAUUGUUUUUCACCUUUGACUUAAAACAAGACAUCGGAUUUCACCGGUGGUUGCCUAGCUGGAGUCUUCCCUUUUCAACUUGAACGAUACAUUUCAAAGGAGAAGGUUUACUUCCAA